AUGUCGCAGAAAGGCCAUCCCUCUCACCCUGCCCUCGUCCACUUUCCCAUCACAUUCACGGCCAUCACUGGCGGCUUAGAUGCGAUCUACUACGCGUCCAAGCUUCCGGCCACUUCAGGCUUGGUGAAUUCAGUGUUCAACUCGCUCGACAAGGCUAUUCAGCCUCAAGCCUUCCCUGUCCUGUCCUACUACAGUACCAUUCUUACGAUCCUGACCACCCUUCCAGCUAUAGUGACCGGUGUCAUUCAGCUCUCCCCAGUAAUACAGCGUGACGGAUUCCAGUCGAAGAAGGCAAAGGUUGGCGCGGUACAUGCGUUGAUCAACGAUAUUGCGCUCUUUGCUACCAUCUACAACUGGUGGACUCGCAGCCAGCAGGUCGGCUUUGCACCCAGCAGCACAAACGUCUUCGUCAGCUCUGCGCUUGCUCUGCCUCUGACUAUGUAUUCCGCGUACCUCGGUGGUUCGCUCGUGUACGAGUACGGCAUGGGUUUUACAAGGGGCAACUCCAAGAAGACGCAGUAG
Messenger RNA from Ascochyta rabiei, 522 nucleotides. RefSeq lists its product as uncharacterized. The coding region runs from base 1 to 522 and encodes 173 amino acids. Lineage: Eukaryota; Fungi; Ascomycota; Dothideomycetes; Pleosporales; Didymellaceae. The transcript has 3 exons. The record is from RefSeq and is a predicted model, not a curated record.